This is a messenger RNA of Helobdella robusta, 1372 nucleotides long. RefSeq lists its product as hypothetical. The transcript is spliced from 8 exons. NCBI's taxonomy places the organism in Eukaryota, Metazoa, Annelida, Clitellata, Rhynchobdellida, Glossiphoniidae. The record is from RefSeq and is a predicted model, not a curated record. Gene Ontology annotation, cellular component: cytosol. Bases 70 to 1161 code for a protein of 363 amino acids. Gene Ontology annotation, biological process: fructose 1,6-bisphosphate metabolic process; glycolytic process. Gene Ontology annotation, molecular function: fructose-bisphosphate aldolase activity.
UGAUUUUUAAAGAGCUCAGCUGGCUGGUGAACUUGGUUCCUGCAAAAAGACACCAGAAUAACCUGCAAUAUGCCGAGAUUCGUUGAUGCCCUGAGCAAGGAAAAGAAAGAGGAGUUGUCAAGAAUAGCGAAAGCUAUUGUGGCUCCUGGUAAAGGUAUCCUCGCUGCUGACGAGAGUACAGCAACCAUUGGUAAGAGAUUUGCGAACAUUGGUUUGGAAAACAACGAGGAUAACAGGCGCAAAUAUCGUCAACUUCUUUUUACAUCUGGAAAAGAUCUGCACCAAUACAUCAGUGGAGUUAUUAUGUUCCAUGAAAGUUUCUAUCAAAAAUCUGACUGUGGGAAACCUUUACCAGUCCUUCUGAAAGAACAAGGAAUUAUUCCUGGAAUCAAAGUUGACACUGGUGUCGUUAACUUGGCCGGCACAGAUAAUGAAGUUACAACUCAAGGUCUUGAUGGGUUGGCCGAAAGGUGUGCUCAGUACAAAAAGGAUGGAGCUGAUUUUGCUAAAUGGAGAUGCGUGUUGAAAAUAACGAGCCACACACCGUCUCUUCUUGCAAUGAUUGAGAAUGCAAAUGUUCUUGCUCGUUAUGCUUCCAUUUGCCAACAAGCUGGAAUCGUUCCGAUUGUGGAACCUGAAGUUCUUCCUGAUGGAGAUCAUGAUUUGGAAACUGCUCAAAGAGUUACUGAGCAAGUUCUUGCUUUUGUUUACAAAGCUUUGGCUGACCACCACAUAUACUUAGAAGGUACACUUCUGAAGCCUAACAUGGUGACAGCUGGCCAAUCAUGCCCCACGAAGUACACUCCCCAGCAAGUGGCUCACGCCACUGUCCUGGCUCUCAGGAGAACUGUCCCUGCAGCUGUCCCUGGAGUAACAUUUUUGUCUGGUGGCCAGUCAGAAGUGGAUGCGACAGUUCAUUUGAAUGCGAUUAACUGCGAGUCUUUGCAUCGACCAUGGGCACUAACUUUCAGUUAUGGAAGAGCUCUUCAAGCUUCCGUUAUCAAUGCUUGGAAAGGUAAAGAUGAUCACAUUACUGCUGGACAGCAAGAGCUUUUGAAAAGAGCGAAGGCCAACAGUCUGGCAUCUUUGGGCAAAUACCAAGGUGAGGAAGGUGGCAGUGCAGCCAGCCAGUCAUUGUUCGUUAAAGAUCAUGCAUAUUAAAUCAUGAAAAUUUUAUUGUUAUCGGUAUUUUGCCCAAAGGAUUUUCUUCAAUAAUGUUUUCAAUUGUUAUAUAUUUAUACUUUUUUCUAAAAUCAUGAAAUUCUCCAAAAUUAGUUUUAGUUAUCUGAAUGUGGUGCGUGCAAAUAAAAUUCGAAAUGUUUUAAAUUCUCCCACAAUUCCUUUGUUUAAAAUGAAAAUAUAAACGAAAAAA